AUGGGGCUGGCUGUGGGCUCUCACCCCUGGCUCUUCCUGCUGGCGCCCCUGGUGCUGACGGCUGUCCUGGGCACCGGUUUGAUGUACCUGCCCAGGGAGACGGAAGAGAACCUGGAGGAGCACUACACCCCUUUGGGCAGCCCAGCCAAGGCCGAGCGGCGCUUCGUGCAGGCACAUUUCUCCACCAACGAGUCACACCUCUUCUCCCCGUUGCGGUCCAGCACGGAGGUCAACUUUGCCUCCAUCCUGGUGGUCUCCAACACUACCAAUCUGCUGGAUCAAGUCAUCUUCUCAGAAAUUAGUCAACUGGACAAGGCAGUGCAGAUGCUGACCGCGCCCCUGGGAGAUGGAACCCAGGUCCUCUACCCUCAGGUGUGUGCCAGGUACCAGAGCACCUGCAUGCCCUCCAACCCACUCCUGUUCACCUGGCAGAAGAAUAACAACAUGGACCUGAAAAGCAUCACCUUCCCUAUUUACAAUACCUCCGCUGCGGCCCUCUACUUGGCCGGCCUCUUGGGAGGAACCAUCCUAAUUCCCGGCUCGGGGAUUAGCCAUUUACUCCUGCAAGCCAAGGCCAUGCGGCUGCAGUACUACCUGAAGACCGCGGACUCUGAGGACAGCGCGCGCAGCCAGAAGUGGCUGCUUGGGUUCCUGGACCAAAUUCAUGGCAUUGAAAAGCGCCUGACCUUGAAGAACAUCCAGGUGGUCUACUUCACAUCACUCUCUAGGAAACUGGAAUUUGAGGCGACUGCUAGGUCAGUGGUCCCUUUGUUUUACACGGCGUACCUUCUGAUCAUAUUAUUUGCAAUCGUAUCAUGCUACAGGUAA
This is a messenger RNA of Talpa occidentalis (Iberian mole), 828 nucleotides long. RefSeq names its product patched domain-containing protein 3-like. The transcript is spliced from 2 exons. The record is from RefSeq and is a predicted model, not a curated record. NCBI's taxonomy places the organism in Eukaryota, Metazoa, Chordata, Mammalia, Eulipotyphla, Talpidae. Gene Ontology annotation, cellular component: membrane. Bases 1 to 828 code for a protein of 275 amino acids.